AUGGGCGGGGCCUAUGUGAAUGAUGCCCUGGGGGGCGGGGGCGGGGCCUAUGUGAAUGAUGCCCUGGGGGGCGGGGGCGGGGCCUAUGUGAAUGAUGUCCUGGGGGGCGGGGGCGGGGCCUAUGUGAAUGAUGUCCUGGGGGGUGGGGGCGGGGCCUAUGAGAAUGAUGCCCUGGGGGGUGGGGGCUGGGCCUAUGUGAAUGAUGCCCUGGGGGGUGGGGGCGGGGCCUAUGUGAAUGAUGCCCUGGGGGGUGGGGGCGGGGCCUAUGUGAAUGAAGUCCUGGGGGGUGGGGGCGGGGCCUAUGUGAAUGAUGUCAUGGGGGUGGGGGUGGGGCCUAUGUGA
This is a messenger RNA of Gadus chalcogrammus (walleye pollock), 342 nucleotides long. RefSeq lists its product as uncharacterized. The transcript has a single exon. NCBI's taxonomy places the organism in Eukaryota, Metazoa, Chordata, Actinopteri, Gadiformes, Gadidae. Bases 1 to 342 code for a protein of 113 amino acids. The record is from RefSeq and is a predicted model, not a curated record.